GUUCAAGUUGAACCACUUCUCUGGGCAUCUUCAAGCAGACACUUUUUGUCGCUCUGUUGAAGCAGAAACAUUCGAAAUUUUGUUCAAAUGAAUUCUUUACUUCUCUUAAGUUUAUUCUGUCUAGUUUUAAACAUUCAAUUUGUGCACCCCCUCCAGUGCUUCCAGUGCAAAAGCUCCCUCAGCUGGAGUUCCUGCUCGCAGCACGUUACCGUCGAGGAGUGUGAAUCGGAGCACCCGUUCGAGGGUCACUAUGCGUGCGUGAGCAACCGGUUGAACCUGACGUUUGCCGGUGGAGAUCAAAAUUCAACAACCACGGUGCAAAUCUACGCCACCGGAUGUGGCUGGGGUGACCAGGACCAGACGCGGCGGCUGUUUGAACGGCUGCUGCCCCAUCAGCACGCCAACGUUAGCAUCGAACAGUGGAACCGGUGCAGCGAGGAUCUGUGCAACUCGGUGGCCGAAUACCGCAACGGGGAGGACGAUCCGGACGGGCCGGUUCAGGUGACUUAUGUGGCCAGCGGUGGGAGGAAUCACUGGAAGGUCAAUUGGGUUGUGAUGGGUGGAUUUCUUGCAUUCUUAGUAUGUAGAAUUUGAUUCAAAUUAUUUACUAUAACCUGAAAAUCUUCUCAAUAAAACACCCAUUUCUGCCACCUUUG
Culex pipiens pallens (northern house mosquito) is the source of this 656-nucleotide messenger RNA. RefSeq lists its product as uncharacterized. The record is from RefSeq and is a predicted model, not a curated record. NCBI's taxonomy places the organism in Eukaryota, Metazoa, Arthropoda, Insecta, Diptera, Culicidae. Bases 88 to 594 code for a protein of 168 amino acids. The transcript has 2 exons.